Molecule: messenger RNA, 1425 nt
Organism: Trichoderma virens Gv29-8
Lineage: Eukaryota; Fungi; Ascomycota; Sordariomycetes; Hypocreales; Hypocreaceae
Exons: 5
Coding region: 1-1425 (474 amino acids)
Biological process (GO): transmembrane transport
Cellular component (GO): membrane
Molecular function (GO): transmembrane transporter activity
Source: RefSeq, a predicted model, not a curated record
AUGCCUGAUAUAAGCAAUGAGAAGGGCGAGCUUGCUCAAGAAGAACUCCUUGAGACACCCGAAUGGAGAGCUCGCGAAAAAAAAUUGGUUCGCAAGCUUGAUAUGACGCUGCUGCCAGUAGUAUGGGUCCUAUACUUGUUUAAUUACCUGGACCGAAACAAUAUCUCUCAAGCUAGGCUGAAUACUUUCGAGAAGGAUCUCGGAUUAACGGGCGACGAUUUCAAUACUGCUGUGUCCAUCUUGAACGUUGGAUAUAUGCUUGCCCAGCUCCCAUCCAACAUGCUCAUCACUCGUAUCAGGCCGAGCAUUUACCUGCCUGCCUGUGUCGCUAUCUGGUCAUGCGUGUCAGCCGCCACAUCAGCCGUAACGAGCUAUGGGGGCCUGGUUGCAGUUCGCUUCUUCCUUGGAAUUGUGGAAGCUCCUUUCUUCCCAGGCGCGUUCUAUCUCUUGUCCUGCUGGUAUACGAGAAAGGAGCUUGCUCUACGCACUGCCGUCUUGUACUCUGGCCUUGUUCUCGCGACUGCAUUUUCAGGCUUGAUCGCAGCCGGUGUGUUUUCGGGCCUUGAUGGAGCUAGAGGCAUCGCGGGCUGGCAGUGGCUCUUUAUCAUCGAUGGCUCAGGAAGUUUCUUCGCCGCCAUGGUCGCCUUCUUCCUUCUUCCUGAUUACAUAGUGUCCAAAACUGGUAGUGGAAAAUGGCUUUUUACAAAGGAAGAACGGGAGCUAGCUGCGAAGAGAAUGGCGCUGGAUCGCGUGUCACUCCCUGAGGCCGACCGAUCUGUUUGGUAUGGCGUGCGUCUAGCCCUCAAGGAUACCAGGACCUGGAUAUUUGUGCUCCUUCUUUGCUCGAACCACACUGCCUACGGCUUCAACUACUUCUUCCCCACCAUCGUAAGCGGCUUCCACAUCGGCUCACAGACCAUCACUCUCGUUCUCACGGCACCUCCAUACCUCUUUGGCGCUGCCGUCUCGUUUGCAGUUGCUUACUCAAGCGACCGCCACAAUGAAAGAAGCUAUCACAUCUCGAUACCAAUGGCCGUUGCAGCUGUGGGCUUCAUCAUCUCUACGGCAACGCUAAACAUCGGAGCGCGCUACUUUGCGUCUUUCCUCUACUGCUCCGGGGCUUUCGCGGCCAACGCCAUGGUAUACUCGUGGGCUGCAAGUACGCUGAACCAGACGCCUGAAAAGCGAGCUGCUGCGACGGCCAUUAUCAACCUGCUUGCCCAGCUGGGUAAUAUCUGGAGCCCAUACUUUUUCCGUCCGGCCGAUGAACCUCGGUAUGCGCUCGCCAUGAUAUUGAUGAUGGUAUUUUCUUUUAUUAGCAUUGGAUGCUCUUCGUUGCUAAAAUUCUUACUCCGGAGGGAAAAUGUCAAAUUGCUGAGGGAGGCCGAGGUCACUGGGCAGAGAGUCACAUUGUAUACUUUGUAA